Rubroshorea leprosula is the source of this 1415-nucleotide messenger RNA. Lineage: Eukaryota; Viridiplantae; Streptophyta; Magnoliopsida; Malvales; Dipterocarpaceae. The record is from the annotation of a GenBank genome assembly.
AAAAAGACUUACUUUUUGUUCAAUAACUUUUUUAGUAUAUCUAAUUAUAAGGGAGAAUCUAAUGGCAAAUUUCCCUUGAAACAGUGAUUUUGACCUGAACGCCGUCGUUUAAAUCGAAGCAAUUAACAGAUUCCUAUUGCUCCUUCCUUGCUUGCUAACGCAGUGGAAGUGGAAAGGUGGAACUGAACGCCUAUUGCUAUAUUUAUAGCUCCCUCGGUAGAUACUGUCUCUGGGAGGGAACCACAAUAAAGCCUUAAUGAGUGGUGCUUCCAGUAGCUUACGGGCAGCUUUCUCACACUGUGUGGAGCAAGUGCGAAGCUAUGAUUACCAUCACUACCUCUGCCUCCUUGAACUGCCUCUAAAUAUGCGGAAGGCUGCAUUUGCACUACGUGCCUUCAAUGUUGAAACUGCAAGGGCUAUGGAUGUUGCUUCUGAUCCCAGGAUUGGUCUUAUGCGGCUCAUCUGGUGGCAAGAAGCCAUAGACAAAAUUUAUGCCAACAAAUUAAUUCAGCAUCCCACAGCACAGGCUCUUGCAUCGGUGAUAUCUGAGAAUAAAAUUAGCAAGGCAUGGAUGAAAAGGUCUGUGGAAGCUCGGAUCAAUGAUGCAAAGAGAGAAGAAACAGAUAUACCUGAAAGUAUUGAGGAGUUGGAGAAAUAUGCUGAGGACACUAUGUCAACCCUAUUGUACAUGACACUUCAAGCUGGUGGUAUCAGGUCCACUGCUGCUGACCAUGCAGCAUCUCAUGUUGGUAAGGCAAGUGGUCUUCUUUUACUACUCAAAUCAUUGCCUUACCAUGCUAGCCGCAAUCGCCAUUUUUCUUACAUACCAGCUAAAGUAGCAAUGAAGCAUAGGCUGUUGGUUAAGGAAGGAGGUCAUUCAGAAAUCCACUUGGAUUCUCGUGAGGGCUUAUGUGAUGCAGUUUUUGAGAUGGCAUCAGUUGCCAAUUCCCAUUUGUUGAAGGCUCGUGAGUUAGCUAGCACUGUGCCUGUUGAGGCUCGUAAGGUGCUUCUGCCAGCUUUUCCAGCUCAAGUUAUCUUGGACACUCUCAGUCGGGUACAGUUUGAUGUGUUUGAUUCAAGACUUGCCAGAGGGAUUCUGGGCAUUCCUCCAUUGUGGUACCAAUUGAAACUGAAGUGGAGUUCAUGGAGAGGAAAAUACUGAAAGUUUAUCUUUGCCUUUUAUCAGGUUAGAGGAUAAUUCUCCUUUAGGAAGAACUAUGUUCCAGUUGUGGUUCCUUCAAAAUAAGAGAUUGUGUCCUCAGCAAAACUUCUUUUUUUUCUUUUGAUCGGCCUCGGCAAAACAUGUUCAUAAACCCUUGAGUUACCCACUUACCAUGGCUAACAGGUAGCUUUGUUGUAUUCGAUUUUUUUAUAACUUAUAUCAAGGAACUUUGUUAAGUGAUGUAGAUGAAUUC